This is a messenger RNA of Platichthys flesus (European flounder), 2353 nucleotides long. RefSeq names its product basement membrane-specific heparan sulfate proteoglycan core protein-like. Gene Ontology annotation, biological process: cell surface receptor signaling pathway. NCBI's taxonomy places the organism in Eukaryota, Metazoa, Chordata, Actinopteri, Pleuronectiformes, Pleuronectidae. Bases 41 to 2353 code for a protein of 770 amino acids. The record is from RefSeq and is a predicted model, not a curated record. Gene Ontology annotation, molecular function: transmembrane signaling receptor activity. The transcript has 12 exons.
UGUCUUGAAGUGUGUUUGAGUGGAGCUGCUGGAUGGGACCAUGGGGCUCUCUCUGCUCCGUGUGCUCUCCUUAUUCUUGCUGAAUACACUCCUCUCCUGUGGACUCACUGAAGAUGCUGAGCUGACCUUUGAACCCAACUCAACCACUCUAUAUUCUGGGGAGCACGUUAAUCUCACGUGUCACAUUCGAGAAGCAAGUGUCAGUGAGUGGAGUUAUGAGUUCAAGUGGAACGACAAACCACUGGUCCCCAUCACUCCCAGUAACGUCCUCAGGAUUCCAGAGCUAACGCCCGACGGGAACGGGGAUUAUCAGUGCAUCGCUCACCACAACAGAUCAGAAGAGAGCAGACAGAGCAACAGGGCCACUCUCUCUGUGUCAGCACACAGACCCAGAGCCACAGUGAGAGCAUCCAGGACGUCCAUCCCAGUUGGCGGCUCUCUGACUCUGACCUGUUCUGUGGAGCAGUCUGCUGGUUGGAGCUACGACUGGUUCACACGUUCCCCAGACGCUGAGGAAACCGCCAUCGCAACAAAUCCUGUGCACAACUCUCUGAGCAUCUCACAGGGAGGCAGCUACUGGUGCAGGGGGAGAAGGACUCACUCAGAUUUCUUCUCAGAGAAGAGUCACGUGCAUCACAUCGACAGAACCUUGUCCAACAGAAGCUUUGUCGUGCUGCAACACAACUGGACUCAGAUAUUCAGCGGUGAGACGAUCUCUGUCAGGUGUGAGAUCCAGGGAGGAGGAGACACCCAGUGGGAAUAUGAAUGGAGGACAACAAGCUCCCACCAACCAGUCACUGGUCCAAACACAGCUCCCACACACAGUGAAUACAGGCUGGGCCCUGCCUCUGUUUUCCACAGUGGAGAGUACUGGUGUAAGGCCAGAGCGGACUGGUAUUCCUCAACAGAGUGGAGUGAGGCCUUCCAGCUGAGAGUAACACGUACGUCCAAUCAUCUUUCACAACCUCCACGAGGACCCGAUACACCCAGGCCCAGGCUGACUGCUGAUGACACAACCAUCACAGGAAAGGGAAGCGUAGCACUGACCUGCUCUGUGGAGAACGCGUCUGAGUGGAGAUACGACUGGUUCAGAAGAACCUCAGCCUCCUCUGCAGCUCAGAUCCUAAGAUAUAAUGAAACAGAUGAUGAAAUCAGCAUCUCAGAGGAAGGCAUCUACAGCUGCAGAGGACGGAGAGGAGACACAAGCUUCCUCACAGAGGACAGCAACCGAGUCACAAUAGAGAACAGAGUUUCCCACAAGGCCUCUGUGGUCCUGCAACCUGACUGGUCUCUGGUCUUCAGCGGUGAGAGGAUCACUGUCCGGUGUGAGGUCCCUGCAGAUGAACUGACUGAGUGGGAGUAUGAAUGGACCCAACCCAACUCAACUACGGCUCCAACACACAAUGAAUACAGGAUUGUCAACGCGUCCUCGUCCGACAGUGGAAGCUACAGGUGUUUGGCUAAAGACAAGAAGAACUUGAAGUCCACGACCGAGUGGAGUGAUGACGUCACAUUAACAGUUUCUGAAAGACCAGCGGCUCAGCUGAGUGCUGACCACAGAGCCUUUCCAGUAGGGGGCAGUGUGCUCCUGACCUGCUCCGUGGGCCCAGCAUCACCUGGAUGGAAGUAUUACUGGUACAGAGGUGAGAAGACCUCGGAGCCCCUGACGGAUGAGGACUUCAAGUCACAUGGACAAAGUGCUAGUGCCUCACGUGAAGGACUGUACUGGUGCAGAGGAGGAAGAGGAGAUCCAGUUUACUACACCCAGUACAGUCACCCAGUCAGGAUUCAUGGAAUCGUCCACAACAGAGCUGCUGUGACUCUUCAACCCAACUGGCCGAGCAGAUACAGAGGAGAAGCCGUCACCCUGAGGUGUGAGAUCCAGGGAGGAGACUCUGAGUGGGAGUAUGAAUGGACAGCAACCAGCUCACAUGCACCCCCCAACACAAAGGAGUUCAGGAUCAGUCUGGGGUCAGAUCUGAGAGCCAACUACUGGUGUCAGGGCCGACUGAAAGGUGCACGGCAGAACUCAACAGGAUGGAGUGCUCCCCUCACGUUGGACCUGUCUAAUGCUGCUGCACCACCACCUGUCCUCACUGUGUCUCCAUCAUGGCUGACUCCUGGAGCCUCAGGGACUCUCACCUGUGGGGGGGUUCCACAUCCCACUGCAGGAUGGAGGUUCUACUGUUAUGAGCUGCUCCCAGGAAGCGACGGAGGAACUGAACAAAACUCCUCCGUCAUCCAAGGCCUGACGGAGUCAGCAGGUUAUUCAUGUCGAGCUGGAAGAGGAGACCCCGUGUUUUACACUGAGUACAGUGAGACAAAGUGGGUGUGGCCUGUAGGACUGACCUGA